CUUCCUUCAUCUAUCAGAAUCGUAUGAUUGGAAGGAAAUCAUCUGUUGACAAAGUGCGCUGGGGGACUGCGUGCCACGCUUCGUGUCGUCGAGAUUGUCUGUGCCCGGGUUCCUGUGCUGCCCGGUGGAUGUGUCGAUCGUCAGCUCACAGACUCGUGCGUCCUGAAACCGCCAACAGAUAGCAUGGAUGGGAAAUUUGUGGCCGCUCUGGAUGUCGGAACUACAACCAUCCGAUGUUACAUUUUCGACCAAUCUACUACAGCUGUGGGGUCAGCAUGUGAUAAGGUGCGGCUGCUGUACCCGCAGCCGGGUCACGUGGAGAUCGACCCCGAGGAGCUGUGGAAGGCGGCGGUGGGCGUAGUCAACGAUGCCAUCAAAGGUGUGUAG
Gryllus bimaculatus (two-spotted cricket) is the source of this 387-nucleotide messenger RNA. The record is from the annotation of a GenBank genome assembly. Lineage: Eukaryota; Metazoa; Arthropoda; Insecta; Orthoptera; Gryllidae.